CGUCACCGUGGGGGGGUGGGGGUUCAGCACCCUGGACAGCGGCGCCUGGUCAAUAAUAAAGCAGCCGGAGCUCCGUCCCUGCCCAGCAGCUGGGAGCUCGGAGAGAGCCGCAUCAAUCCGUCGAAGACGAAUGGAGAACAAGAGAGAAGGAGAGAAAAAAAUUGCGACUUGUUUACAGGAUGACAGUCCAUGUCUUUCCCCUCCCUGUUCCGGAAGUAGCUGCUGCGUUGGUUCAAUCUCCAAGCCGACCAUUUCGAGGAGGAAAAUCAGCGCCAGCAGUAUCAUCACCACCAUCUAUCUGAUCCAAUAAUCAAUGCCAUUACUGCCGUGUAAUUGCUGUCGGAUACGAAGCCAUCUCAAUGCGUCUUUCUCUCCAAAUAUAUAUAUAAAAAAUCGCAGGGUGCCUUUAUUGUUUCCACCUCUCGUUGACAUUUCGCCGCGUUUCUGGCUCGCAAUGAAACGCUGAUGGACAUCGAGCGAAGAAGGGAAAACAUGGGGCUCUCGGAGGUUUUUGUGCCACCGUGUUUCCAGCUAUAGGCUCGAGAAAAUGCAAAUGAUGAGGAUUGUGUUUUUGAUCUGGAUUGUCGGGAUGAGCAGCGAGGAUUCUUCGUGGAUCAACCAGAGGCUCCACAAAAAGGAGAUGAAAUAGAAAGAGAGGAGAGGGAAAACCAUGAUCUGACGCUUGGGAUGCUACAAUGAGGGACAAUUAAAAAAAUUAAAAGACAAUACGAUCGCGUCCGAAUUGAAUCUCCUCUCAUUUUUUUCUUUUGUUUCUUUUUUUGGAUUAUGAUUCUUGACAAGAGUCCCAGAUGUGACUGUGCGGAUGGCAUGUCGUAUUUUAUAUCCCAUCUCCUGUUUCCUGGCUCGGUGUUGCUCUCUCUUCCACUCGUCCACUCUCUCGCAGUCUUUUGCUUUGGGUAGCAAAAACAUGUAGGCUAUUUUUUUUAUUUAUUUUUUUUUGCUGCAAGCCCGGUGAAAGAAAAAAAGAAGAAGGUGUAUUUGGGAAGAAGAAAAAUGGACGAUGGAAACGGAAAAGCAGUUUAAGUUGUGAUGUUUUGUGGGGUGCAGUGAAAGAUGCAUCUGUAGACAACGUUUGCUGAGUUGUUUGAGUAAUGAAUAUUGAAAGAGUGUGUCGGCCAACUGAAAGGGAAAAUCUUUCAUCCGCAUUGGCUUAGACACACAUGCCAUCAGUGGGACCAGAGCCUUUAUUUCUCUGGAUGUACAAUUAGCAGAGAAAUAAACAUGAACAUAUAAAGUCUAUAAAUAAUAAUACCAACAAUCAUAAUAAUAAUAAUAAUAAUAAUAAUAAUAAUAAUAAUAAUAAUAGAAGGGGGAGGCAAAAACACUUCAUUUAUUUAUUCCAAUCUGACUGAUUCUUUAUGUAGCCAAAAAUGUUCAAGUAUCGGAUCCGCAUGUUUUUUAAUGAACUGAAAGUCCUGGUGUUUAUGCGAUCCGAUUCGAGACAGCCCAGCUCAGACACAGAUAGACGGUCCACCACCACCACUACCAUGCGAGGUCUGGGGAUGGGCGGCUGCGGUUGGCCGCCUUUCGUCGACUGCCAUUCCCGGGAUGACGAGGAGGAGUACUACGGCAGCGACCCGCGGCCCCGGAGCCUGGCGUUUGAGGACAAGGAGCCCAAGCUGCAAGUGGGCCUGGACGCCGUGUCCCUGGCCAGCACCGCCAGCAGCCUGCGGACCCCCCAGUGCCGGAUCUGUUUCCAAGGCCCAGAGCAGGGCGAGCUGCUGAGCCCCUGCCGCUGUGACGGCUCCGUGCGCUGCACCCACCAGCCCUGCCUCAUCCGCUGGAUCAGCGAGAGAGGCUCCUGGAGCUGCGAGCUCUGCUACUUCAAGUACCAGGUCCUGGCCAUCAGCACCAAGAACCCCCUGCAGUGGCAGGCCAUCUCUCUGACAGUGAUUGAGAAGGUGCAAAUUGCGGCCAUUAUUCUGGGCUCCCUGUUCCUCAUCGCCAGCAUCUCCUGGCUCAUCUGGUCCUCCCUCAGCCCCUCAGCCAAGUGGCAACGCCAGGACCUGCUCUUCCAAAUCUGCUACGGCAUGUACGGCUUCAUGGACAUCGUGUGCAUAGGCCUCAUCAUCCACGAGGGAUCGUCUGUGUAUCGAAUCUUCAAACGAUGGCAGGCUGUCAAUCAGCAGUGGAAAGUACUGAACUAUGAGAAAUCAAAGGACUUGGGCGACCCGUUGAGCUCGAGCAGCAAGACGGGCGCUCGCGGCUCUCGUGGCAACCCUCACGGCCUGGCCAGCAGCAGCGGAGGCCGACAGAGCAGGAGGCUAAGAACUAUUCUGAACCACCACUGUGGAUACACCAUCUUGCACAUCCUGAGCCAACUGAGGCCCAAUGACCCCCGGAUCAGUGCCGCCGCCAACCGGGAGGUGGUGAUGAGGGUCACCACCGUAUGAGAGGAACAAGCACGCGUGACAGGAUCGUCCUUGUGUCCUGAUGUAAAUGAGCAGAGGGACUUAUGGACCUAAUAUUAAACACUAAAGACUCACGUCGGCAACGGGAGGCCUGUGAGGAGCUGAGUGAUGCCCGGAGCAUCAACAGACAGCCCACACCGGAGGAUUUCUCCUCUUGUUUCGUACAACAAAAGGAAGCCAGAUGCUCCUUUUCAAUAAUUACAGAACUGAUGAAAAUAAGGACGAAAAAACAAGCAUUAAAAGACAUCUAACGUGAAUUGAAAGUGUAAACAGGCUUUAAAACCUGAUCCAAGAUGAUUUUUUUUUUAGUUGAAUAUCAGGAUGCACAGAGACAUUUCUCUUUUUUGGUUUGAAUCGUCUUGGUUUGAUUUGUAUCUGUUCUUUCUUUUUUUUCUUUUCUUUUUUUACUCACGUUGAUUUUGUACGGAUGUAUGAUUUUAGAGGAAAUCAUGUAACUCCAUACAUGCCAAAUUUUUCCAGUCAGCUAUGUAUAAUGAUCUUUAAAUUUCUACAAGAUAACUGAUGCUGGUAAAUAGACCGAAAACUGAAACUAAACAAACGUGAGGGCGACAACAGAAACAAUAAGUCAUUAUAAGUUUAAAAAAAAAAAGGAAAAAGGACAAAAAAGAAAAAAAAAGAAAUCAAUAAGAUUUACACGUAACCUUUCUGCAAUAAAGAGACGUAUGUACAUUUCACAGGGAAUUUUGCAUGGGUAUAUAAUUUUAUUCUUCAUCACAUAACAUAAGCACAUGACAAAUUUGCUCUAUUUCGAAUGGUGCUUGCCAAAAUAAACACUUUGAAAGCAUCUGAUCUCAUUGCACCAAUUUUUGUCAACAUGACAAAUGGCAGUGUGUUACGGCUAUUUCAGCUAAAAUACAGAUUGUUGCUGCUGUGUGCUGAUUCAGAUUUGAUAAUAAGUAAACUACUGGAUUAAAAACGGGGAUCAGCUGAUCUCUUACUUCUCAGUCUCA
Mugil cephalus (flathead mullet) is the source of this 3403-nucleotide messenger RNA. It is a transcript of the gene marchf9, whose product is annotated as membrane-associated ring finger (C3HC4) 9. Bases 1392 to 2414 code for a protein of 340 amino acids. Gene Ontology annotation, biological process: protein ubiquitination. Gene Ontology annotation, molecular function: ubiquitin-protein transferase activity; zinc ion binding. Lineage: Eukaryota; Metazoa; Chordata; Actinopteri; Mugiliformes; Mugilidae. The record is from RefSeq and is a predicted model, not a curated record. The transcript has 4 exons.